This is a messenger RNA of Nymphalis io (European peacock), 6262 nucleotides long. RefSeq lists its product as uncharacterized. Lineage: Eukaryota; Metazoa; Arthropoda; Insecta; Lepidoptera; Nymphalidae. The transcript has 7 exons. The coding region runs from base 44 to 5920 and encodes 1958 amino acids. The record is from RefSeq and is a predicted model, not a curated record.
GCCGACAAUAAUACUGUGAGGUGAGAAAUAUUAUUUAUCGAAAAUGGAUGAUACUGGAGCAUCACUGAAGGCUGCGGAGGGCGCAGCGGCUACAAGGAAACGCAGAUCUUCAAUACUCAAAAGCCAGCGACCGCCUCGGACGCCAUUUUCAGAGUUGGAAUUCAACGUAGCCACGCCCACGGACACCGCGAAGAGUCGCCGUGUCAGUUUCUCACGGCGUACCGGCGUUGCUGAAUUUAUAACGAAUGAAGCAACAACGACUUGGAAGAACUUUUACGAGGAGCACAAUAAAUCAUUGGAAUCAUCAGGCAACGAGUCAGCGGCAAACGCUGGACGACAGGUCAUAGGGCACAUCGGGAAGAGAAUAUUCGACCAGCAGUUUGAAGAGGUCGAAGUAGUUGAUAUCGGUGGCACUCUACAAACAAAUACAGCACAUCAGGAAUUUCAAACAUCAUUCAACAAUGUUAAUAUAACACAGCAACUCGAGUAUGGUGGUGAUGGUAUGAAGCUUGCUGAUCCUGUUCGAAAUUUCGAUCUGAGUUCCCUAACUGAUCACCAUAGUAAAAUAUUUGGAAAUGAUGUCACAAUACCGGUGAUGAAUGAAAUGUCGAAUCAGAUUAAUAUAAAUUUUUCGAAUCUACAAUCUAUGGGUAAUAGUAAGUGUGAUGAUUUAGACGAAAUACGACGCGAUUUAGAGAGAUCGCAUCCGUCAAAUGUUGUCUGUCAGGGUCCGUUCAGCGGCAGAAGGGAUAUAUCAGAAUAUAUAGAAAUUGAUCUAAAUAUGACCAGUGUUGGUGUUAGAAGCGAUGAUUGUGAUAUGUCCAUCACAGAUACAAUACAAAGUCCAAAUGUACAAGAAGUUAUAAAAACGAAUACAUCAACAAAUCAAGAUGGAGACGAUUGGGUGGUCGACAAAGAAAAUAUAGUCGUGAACCCUUAUACAACACCGAAAGAAACGCUCAACUUUGCUAUAAACGAAGUUUCUGAUGAAGUUCUCGUUUUUGACGGUAAGAAACUAACCGUCCAGUCGGAAAAGAAGCCGUGUUUGGAUACAGAUAAUCAAAAUAUUCAAAAGAAUACACAGAUUACUAAAGACGUGACUCCAAAGAGAAAAACUAUUGUUUUGAACAUGAACGAUGAUUUACCUAAUUUCAUUCAAGAUAGUUCAUCACCUAUGUCUUGGCAAAAUUAUAAUGCUCCUAAAGAUAUUGGUCAAGAAAAAAAAUCAGUUAUUUACAAUGAUUUCGAUUUAUCAAUAACACAGUCAGUUGAUAAUAAGAUUGAUGUGCCGAAACGAAAAACUAUAGUAUUUGAAGAUGAUAUGGGUAACAUAUCGAUCACUCAAGCUGUUCCCGCUAAGGUUAUAAUCCAUAAGGAGGAAAAGAGAAAAACGAUACUGUACGAAAAUGAUUUGACAAAUUUAUCUAUAACGCAAGCCGUUCCGACUAACAUAAUAAGUGGUAGUAAAAGUAUGGAAGAAAAUAGAACAAGUGACGAUAAUAUAUCUUUCACACGAGCGCUACCUUCGAAUUUAAUUUUGAACGACAAUACGAAACAAUCACAAGAUAAAACAGUGUAUUUUCAUAAUGACUUUGAUAUAUCAGUCACGCAAGCGAUACCUCAGAACAUUAUUUCUUCAAAAUUAGAAAACAUCGAAAACAUUAACAAAAAUAAUACAAAAAACGAUUUAAAUAAUCUUUCAAUAACUCAGGCUAUACCUUGUAAUAUAAUAAUCAAUGAAAUAAAAACAAGCGAAGUGGGAAAAACAAUAAUUUACGAUAAUAAUCAAGACGCAGACGUUGAAACAACGCAAGUAGUAUCAGACGAUCUUUUGUUCGAAAAAAAUAACGCUGAUAAAAGGAAGACAAUUGUCUAUGAUCAUGAUGCAGGAAAUAUCUCUAUUACACAAGCGAUUCCCUCUAAUAUUAUAUUUAUUCAUAAAAAUAACGAUCCAGAUGCAAAUACGUCACAAAUAAAUAAUAAAACAAAAGAAAAACACAAAAACGUAUCAAUUAAUACUGAAACUGUUUCUGAAGCUCUAAAAGAAGUUAAUAACGAAAGAAAAUCUCUAAGGAGUAACGUGACAGUGUAUGGAGACCAAGCUGAAGUGUCAUUUACGAGUGUAAUGCCUACUAAUAUUUUACAAUCGAAUGUACAUGAACAAUAUGACAUGGAAACGACAUCUGAUAACGAUAUAUCUAUAACACGUGCGCUGCCUUCUAAUAUAUUGCUACCAGCUGAAGAUCACGUGAUAACUAAAUUAGAACCAAUAAACAAAGAGGCUAAUGUUACCAUACCUAAUAAAGAUUUAAAUAAAACAGAACGUAAAGACGUAUCAAUGAAUGUAAUCGGUAAUAUAUCGCGAAUGUUACAAGAAACGAAAUUUAACAGCAAUGAUUUAAGCAAUUUAUCUUUAACAAAACCGAUACCGACUGAAAUAUUAAACAUUCAGAAUGAUUUUCCGCGUAAGUGUGAAAUUGAUACUGAUAAAAGUGUAUUCAAGGAUAACAACGCAUCCGUCAAUCAGGAUAUUUUCAUAUAUCGGAACGCGGAACAGACUGCAACAGUAAUAAAUGAAAUUAAUCAAAGUAACUUUAAAGUAGACGAUAUAAAAGAAAUUUCUAACAAUUCAUUUAACAAAAAUAACGAUUCUAUUCGACGUAAUCUAACAUUAAAUCAGAGUACAAUUGAAAAUCGGUCCAGUGAUGAAUCUAAUAAUUUCAGCACUGGAAAAGAUCUUAGCCAUGAAGAGGGACUGAUAGAAAGAGAAAGCUUGAAAGAGAUAGAAAUAUUGCCAAUUUGCCAACACGAAUCGGAAGUUAUUCGAAUUGAAGAGAAUUCGAAUAAGGCGAAAAUGUCUAUCCUUAGUGAGCUCUUAAAUAUGUCACGUUCAUCGUUAAACGAUGUAAAUAAAAGUGAAGUUAAAGUUUUAACUGAUAAUGUACAACCAGCUUUAGAAAAAUCUAGUGACAGUCUCUUUUUUAUAACGAGAGACGGCGAAAAUGAUAUUAAUAUAGAAAAAAAUGAAGAAAAUAUAAAUAGUAAAAAAGACAACAGAGUGAGUAGUGGACUACCAAAAAUACCCUUACAGCAACAAGCCCUUGAAACCGAAGAUACUGAACAGGAUUCGUAUUUAAAACAAAAAGUCGAUGAACUUAAAAUUAUGAAUGAAUUCAAUACAAAAACGUUAAACAGACAUUACGAGAAUGUUCUAAGCUCAGAUUUACGAAAAAGUAUUGAAAACUUAGAUAAUUCUAACGUCUCGAGAGGCAAAAAAACGAUUAAAAACGCUGAUGAUACGGCGGAAUUGUUAGAAAUGCUUUCAGAUUUUACAGACGGUCAAUCUGAUGACCAUGCAAAAAAUAAAACAUUAGGAAUUAUUGAAACAAAAGGCUCGGAAACUUUGGCAAACAAAAGUAAGCUGGCGCGUUUAAGUUUUGUUCCAAAGAGACAAUCGAUCGCGUUUAGUCGAGAGGAUUUGCUAAAUAAUAUUUCAAUGGCCCAAGCAGCCUUACAACAGUCUCGAUUUGAAAUGGACGAAAGCGGAAGUAUAGAAGACACAAACGACUCUCCCGAGGAAGAUGAUUACCAAACUAAGAAAUCACCAAAGAAAUCAGUACGAAUGAGUACAGAAGUAGUUAAAACAUUACAAUUCGAAGGAGACUCGAUUAACGAUGACAGUGCGAUGGCAGAUGAAGAAAUUUCACCAUUGAAGAAGACAGCUUUUGGUGAAACGGCAUAUAUGAAAGAAGAUAAAGCAAGAGUUAUACCGUCGUACUUGAAAGACGUCUCAGAUGGUAUAAAAGCAUUGAUGCAUGAUUUGGUGAAGCCUAUGGCUGAUGUUCUGCCUUACGAAACUGCUGAACUACAUCAGACUAAGGAAACACCAUCGACCUGCAGUACACAGAUACAAGCAAGCCUAGUUACGUCCAGUCAAAUUGACAUUAAUGUUGAAUUAAAAUCAACUGCGGAUUCACUUGAUAAUAUAAAGUCGAAUCAAUCCAUAGUGACUGAGAUAGCCGCGGCUAAACAGUCUGUGUCGCAUACAUUGAAACAAAUUUUUAAUCCCGCACCGAUAAAUACUCCACUGGAAAUAGAGCGAGCGCCUAAAAUUGAAACGAAAAUGAACACUUUGAUAUCACGUGAUUCAAAAUCCGGACCCGUUAUUCUAUUCGACCAUCACAAUCCGUUAAACAAUAUACUUCUAAAUCACACGGAAUGUACGAAAGUUCACAAAUAUAAUCCCUUAUCUAUUAUGUCGAUUGAAGACGAUAUCGAUGAAAUAAAUAAAGACAAGAAAUCAGAAGUCGCUAGUGUGUCAAUGCAUUACAAUGUGGAGAGGUUUGGAGGUAACCAAUUUUUGCCAUCUGGGGAUGCUUGUGAUGAGAAGAAUGAAUCGAUCAGUAUAGGAUCAAAUGUUAGCAAGCCCCUGUCCGUCAAUCGAUCGACUGAAGGCCUAGGACUCGAUGUGAAACACAUAGAAGUGAACACGGUUAUCGCUAUGAAAGCUAAUCAAGAACUUCUAGAAUCUAAUUCAUCGUUGACAUUGGUAGACGAUGCACUCGCUCAAUCGGCGUUUGAUUUGAAAGUCGAUUUAGCUUCAUCAGACGAUAGUCGAAGGUCGAAUCUUAAAGUUAUUUAUGACAUGGAUACCGAUGAAAAUCAGCUACGUAACAUCGAACUGGAUUGCGAUGAAGAAAACGAAGAUAUAAACGAUAAUUGUACAACAAGAAAGCGUAGCUACAGUCCCACGAAACCAGACAAAAACAGAGCGAGUCGACCUAAUGUUGAAAUAACUCCGAAACCUUUGAACAAAAUGCAAAAGAUAUCAAAUAGUCCGCAAUUAAAAAACAAAGAACGCGAACAGUAUAUCGAAAAAAGUCCCGAUAAAAAGUCCCCAAAGAAGCGGAACAGCUCGAAACCGGAACAAGUCAUUACCGUUCAACAAUUAAUUUCAGAAUGUUAUAGAAUCACUAAAAUGGAUCAAAGUCGAGAUGAAUUAACAGAGAGCCCAUCGGUCACAUUAGAAACGGAAACGAUAUCGCCAACCGCAACGAGUGUAACGAGCGCAAAUACCGUGAACGUGAGUGUGAAAGAGAGACAAGAUACGAGCAGUGUGGAUUCCCAAGCUGUCACAGUACUGGGCAGCGAGGUGUCGCGAGUGAACUGGCAGCCUGAUGUCGUUGAGGAAUUGAGCUCAAAGAACUUGCUAGUUGAAUGCAGUUCGAGCGUCAAUGUCGUCGCUAAAAUCAACACACUGCCGUUCAUGGGAAGCCGAGAGUGCGAAUGGGAGUCAUCGAGCGGUGACGUGUGGAUGUUCCGUCUCUUGCGUUCUCGUAUUCGGUUAACUGUCCGUCUUGCUCACUCUCAUCACAACGCGUCUCGAUCGCGAGUCCGCGCCGACACGCAACUAGUUGCUUCGCUAGUGGAUCCUGUACAAGAAGAGAGCGACCCGCUGGCGGCGCUGUGCGUGCGGCUGGCGACCAAGGCCAUGCGCUACGAAUGUUCGCGCGCGACGAGCGCUGGCGACGUGCCAGCGCUGCUGCGGCGCUGUGCAGCGCUGGCACGCGUGGCGCUGCGCUGGGCGCGCGCCAUGCGGGACGCGCGCGUGCGUCUCGCCUACUCCGUCACGCCCGAAGGAGAGCUCACGCUCAAGGUGGCGAACGUGCCGCUCCGCGCGGUGUGGGAGGUGCGGCUGGCGGUGGAGCUGGUGGCGGAGGAGAGCGGCGUGGCCUGGCCGCGCGCGGGGCACGUGCGCGCCGCGUCCGUGCUGGCGGGCGCGCGGCCCCCCUCCCCCCCGCGCCUGGCGCGCCUGCUGGACAAGCUGCCGCACGACUGGGGACACGCGCCGGCCGUGCUGUGGAAGGUGUUCAGGUAUUUGAAGAAUAAGACGAGAGAAGAUGAUUUACUUGCGUUAUAAUUACAAAAGAAUCGCCGAAAGUUGCAUAUAAUAUUCAUAAGUUGUUGAAGACUGUUGUUUCAAUCCGUAACGCCUUAAGUGACAUGACAGGAAAUUCGAAAAUGAGUUCUAAAGCAAAGAUUUUGUAUGAGUAAAGAAAGUAUCCGUAAAGGACUAGACAUAUCAGUUUUUAAAUGCUGUUAAGUUAGUACCUUUUGGAACUGCGUUAUAUGAUAAUGAUGUAGGGUAGCAAAAACAAUUGCAAAAAUUUAACAAAAUAAAUAGCAUAUACUUUUUAAAUUGCUUGUAUAAUUAAAGCCAGAUAAAACCUUCUUUAAAAAGUUGAAUGUUCUACACUACUCA